AUGCCACCACCCAUCGCACAUGGACAAGCGGAGCAAUCGAUCCUCCAAAAACUUGGAAUGGGAGCAGCUAUGGGUGGAGCCGUUGGAAUGACUUUAGGUUUUAUCUUUGGAGGGUUUUCUAUCAUCUCAAGGGGUGCUGGUCCAAGAGGUCCUUUAAACACUCUUGCAACUUAUAUGUUAUCUAGUGGUGGAACGUUUGCAUUUUUUAUGUCGAUUGGGUCAGUAAUCCGUACAGAAGAUCAUCAUCACUACUCCAUCUCUGAACUUGCUGCUGCUCGGUAUCGUUGGAGGAAACAGUUGUCUAUUCCAGAACAAGUACAUACAUCAGGUUUUGAAAAAAAUGAAUAA
This is a messenger RNA of Melampsora larici-populina 98AG31, 348 nucleotides long. RefSeq lists its product as uncharacterized. NCBI's taxonomy places the organism in Eukaryota, Fungi, Basidiomycota, Pucciniomycetes, Pucciniales, Melampsoraceae. The record is from RefSeq and is a predicted model, not a curated record. Gene Ontology annotation, biological process: protein import into mitochondrial matrix; protein insertion into mitochondrial inner membrane. Bases 1 to 348 code for a protein of 115 amino acids. The transcript has 4 exons. Gene Ontology annotation, cellular component: TIM23 mitochondrial import inner membrane translocase complex.